CCCAUCAGCGCGCGGAGCGGGGUUGGGGCUGUCAGGCGGGCGGGGCCGCCUAGGACCCUGGAGGGGCCGAUCUUCUCGCGCUGUAGAGCCUCCUCUCCCACCUCUCUCCCUCCGGGGUUUGGCAUCCCUCGGGGAGCAAGAAGCCCCCUCCAGCCCUGACAGCGGGCUGGGCAGGCGGUGCGGUCGGGCCCGGGGGCGGAUGCUCGCGGGUGGGCCGGGCCGGCCGGCUGCGGGGGAGGCGGGCUGCGUUAUUUCCCGCUAGGGCCAGACUCCGGGAGGGACUGGCCUGCACCGUGCUCUCGGCCCCAGCCAGCGCGCGCCGCCCCUCGGGCAGGGCCUGGAGGCGAGCGAGGAGGCGGCGCGGCAUUCCGGGCCUCGGGCCGGGCGCGUGAGCGGGCCGGGGCCGGAGCCGGGCCGACGCCCCAGCGGCGCCUCUCCCACGCUCGUGGCCCCUCCCCCUCCCUUCCUUCCUUCCCCUCGGAUCUCCCGGGAGCGGCGGGCGGACGCGAGCCGCGGCGGGCGCCCGAGCUUUGUGCGCGCCCGCGGGUCCGGGGCGAGCUUCGGGCGGCCCAACUUGGCGGCGGCCGGCGGGCUCCCGGGAGGGAGUUGUGAGGCGUGGCCGGGUGGAGGAGGCGCCUGGGGGGGCGUGGGGCUCCCGGCGAGCGGGAGGGACAGAGCGAGGCGCGCCGGACAAUGAGCUGGGCAGCUCGGCGCUGCGGCCACUUUUAGGGGGGCGCGGGCCGCCCGGCGCCUCCGCGGCUCCACCUGCGAGGAGAGGGCGGGAUGCCAAAGCUGGGUGUCCCGGCGCUCUGAGGCUGCUCGCAGUUAGACGUCCCUGAGCCGGUGCUCGCCUUGACCCUGGGCUACCUGCAGGCUUUGGCUGGGACGUGUUUCGUGGGGGCGCCCCUGGAGCAGCCGUGAUGGCCAGCACCAGGAGUAUCGAGCUGGAACACUUUGAGGAACGGGACAAAAGGCCGCGGCCGGGGUCGCGGAGAGGGGCGCCCAGCUCCUCGGGGGGCAGCAGCAGCUCCGGCCCCAAGGGGAACGGGCUCAUCCCCAGCCCGGCGCACAGUGCCCACUGCAGCUUCUACCGUACGCGGACCCUGCAGGCCCUGAGCUCGGAGAAGAAGGCCAAGAAGGCGCGCUUCUACCGGAAUGGGGACCGCUACUUCAAGGGCCUGGUGUUUGCCAUCUCCAGCGACCGCUUCCGGUCCUUCGAUGCGCUGCUUAUGGAGCUCACCCGCUCCCUGUCGGACAACGUGAACCUGCCCCAGGGUGUCCGCACCAUCUACACCAUCGACGGCAGCCGGAAGGUCACCAGCCUGGACGAGCUGCUGGAAGGUGAGAGUUACGUGUGUGCGUCGAAUGAACCAUUUCGUAAAGUUGAUUACACCAAAAACAUUAAUCCAAACUGGUCUGUGAACAUCAAGGGUGGGACCACCCGAGCCGUGGCUGCCCCCUCCUCAGUGAAGAGUGAAGUGAAGGAAAGUAAAGAUUUCAUCAAACCCAAAUUAGUGACUGUGAUUCGAAGUGGAGUGAAGCCUAGAAAAGCAGUGCGGAUCCUUCUGAAUAAGAAGACUGCUCAUUCCUUCGAACAGGUCUUAACAGAUAUCACCGAAGCCAUUAAACUGGACUCAGGAGUGGUGAAGAGGCUCUGCACGCUGGACGGGAAGCAGGUUACUUGUCUGCAAGACUUUUUUGGUGAUGAUGAUGUUUUUAUUGCAUGUGGACCUGAAAAAUUCCGUUACGCCCAAGAUGACUUUGUCCUGGAUCACAGUGAAUGCCGCGUCUUGAAGUCAUCUUAUUCUCGCUCCUCAGCUGUUAAGUAUUCUGGAUCCAAGAGCCCUGGGCCUUCUCGACGCAGCAAAUCACCAGCUUCAGUAAAGAGGGGUGGCCACUACUCCAGGGCCUACUCUACGGCCAAAUCCCCAGUUAAUGGGACUCCCAGCAGCCAGCUUUCCACUCCUAAAUCUACGAAAUCCUCCAGUUCCUCUCCAACUAGCCCAGGAAGUUUCAGAGGAUUAAAGCAGAUUUCUGCACAUGGCCGAUCUUCUUCCAAUGUAAAUGGCGGGCCUGAACUUGAUCGUUGCAUGAGUCCUGAAGGUGUGAAUGGAAACAGGUGCUCUGAAUCGUCACCUCUUCUUGAGAAGUACAAAAUCGGGAAGGUUAUUGGUGAUGGCAACUUUGCAGUAGUCAAAGAGUGCAUGGACAGGUCCACAGGAAAGGAGUUUGCCCUAAAGAUUAUAGACAAAGCCAAAUGUUGUGGAAAGGAGCAUCUGAUUGAGAACGAAGUGUCGAUACUGCGCAGAGUGAAACAUCCAAAUAUCAUCAUGCUGGUUGAGGAGAUGGAAACAGCUACUGAGCUUUUUCUGGUGAUGGAAUUGGUCAAAGGUGGAGAUCUCUUUGAUGCAAUUACUUCUUCAACCAAGUACACUGAGAGAGAUGGCAGUGCCAUGGUGUACAACCUGGCCAACGCCCUCAGGUACCUCCAUGCCCUCAGCAUUGUACACAGAGACAUCAAGCCAGAGAACCUCUUGGUGUGUGAAUAUCCUGAUGGGACCAAGUCUUUGAAACUGGGAGACUUCGGGCUGGCCACUGUGGUAGAAGGCCCUUUAUACACAGUCUGUGGCACCCCGACUUAUGUGGCCCCAGAAAUCAUUGCUGAAACCGGCUAUGGCCUGAAGGUGGACAUUUGGGCAGCUGGCGUGAUCACGUACAUACUGCUCUGUGGAUUCCCACCCUUCCGAAGUGAGAACAAUCUCCAGGAAGAUCUCUUCGACCAGAUCUUGGCUGGGAAGCUAGAGUUUCCGGCCCCCUACUGGGACAACAUCACAGACUCAGCCAAGGAAUUAAUCAGUCAAAUGCUUCAGGUAAACGUUGAAGCGCGGUGCACUGCGGGACAGAUCCUGAGUCACCCCUGGGUAUCAGACGAUGCCUCCCAGGAGAAUAAUAUGCAGGCUGAAGUAACAGGUAAACUCAAACAGCACUUUAAUAACGCGCUCCCCAAACAGAACAGCACCACCACCGGGGUCUCCGUUAUCAUGGUAAGUAGAACGGGUGGUUCUGCCCUUGGGCAGCUGCAGCGUCUGGCUCACUGCUCGGCGACAUCGAAUCUUAUCAAGUCAGCCGCCAGGCGCUUCCCUCACGCGGCCGUGGGUGCUGUCGUGUUCCUCUCCACUUCAGGAAUGGCUUGGCACGUGAAGGGCACCCUUUGGCCGGCUCCCAGGCCUCGGGUCCUGGGAUCAGAGGUUGCGCAGGUCCCAGCAAGGCCAGGCUGAUGGGCCCCUGGCCGGGGCGUCCCAGCCUCUUCUCCUGGGCUUGGUGGCCUCCAGGCAGCUGCUUCUGUCUCAUCCCUGCUUUCCCGUCUAGAGAGCGGUUCCCAAGCCCAGGUGGCCCUUACAGCAAAAGGAAGUGACUCCCUGACUACUCAAGGCCUCAGAAAGAGAUUAUUUGAGCUUUGAAUGAUUCUUUGGAACUUGGGAUAAGAAACAGCCAGAGUUAAGCAAAUUCCAUUUUAAAAAGUCAGUGUUUUGUGUUUUUUAAAAGUUCAGAAGAAUGAAAAAAAUGUAUUAGUUUUUUCAGGGUUAGUAAAAUUGUACGAGAAGUCAGUAACAGUGAUCCCCAUAUUUUUUCAAAUCCUUCUUCCAAAAUGUUUUUAAAAAGGCAGCUUACCUGAAUCCACAAACAUAGCAGAUGAAAAGUGGCAUUAAAAUAAGUGAAGCAGCAUGAAAGUAAGUUCAGCAAAUGGGAGAAGAAGGCAGAAAAAAUAAAACUGAGCCAGAAGCGUGGCACGCACCCUCCCACCAGCUGUCCAGACCCAAGUCCUCGCCCAAGUGGGGCCGUGAAACUGGCCCCCGGCGUGUCCGCACCUGCUCCGGUGCCGUGUGUAGAGCACGGGUCCUCGGCGUGAUCUCCGUCCCGCGCACAGGAUCAGGGAGCCGCGGCCGGGAGUCUGGCUUUCUCCGGAGGCGGGGGCCUGAGCUGGGUCUUGGCCACCCCAGUACUGCGGGGAUCUGUGGAGCCGGACAGCUCCGUCACCCUGACCUCAGGACAGGCCCUCACCCUCUGGAAAGGCUCGAUGUCCUAGCGACUGGGAGGAAAGCAGUUGCUUAUUCUCAGGGCGCACCGUAGCCUCGGAAGCUUCCCAGCGAGGACGCGGGUCCAGGCAGAGGCAGAGAGAAGCCCCGCCCCCUCGUGAGUGCGGGAGGCGGGCUGCUCCUGGAGCCUCCACCACCGUCCUGGCACCGCCGCACCGUCCUCCUCCCCCUGGGUGGGUGGCGGCGCUCCCCGCUCCAGCCCCCAGGCCAGGCUUGCAGGCUGAUGUGCUGCCGGACUCGCGAGUGGGGGUGAUGAUGGACUCCGGGCCGAAAGAGCGGGAAGGCCUCUUGAGCUGUAGUUUUCCUGGCGUCUCAGCAGUGUUCUGCAGAGAGCCUGAGAAAGUCAGAGUUGUCACGGAGUGUCAGCUUAAACCCUUUGCAAAGAACCAUCUUGACUGAGCAUGAGAAAGUUCUCAGGCGGUUCACCCUUGAGAGCAAGGCUGCCGGCUGGGGUAAGGGGUCACCGCCCUGCCUCCGGCUGCGUUGUUAGGCAGCUUCUGGGGAAAUUUACAAAAAUUUAAAAUUUAAAAAAUUUAAAAUUAAAAAAUGCGCCCAGGGCUUACGGCAGCUCUCCCUUCAUUCCCUGGGUCACCCGUCAACUCACGGCCCAGAUGGGAAUGGAUGGCCCAAGGCCUGUGGCCCACCAAGGUUCUGGAAUGAUCAGCCCUUCUGCCUUUUGGCCCAGUAUAGGCUCUGUUCUGGUUAAGGACGUUUAGGUUCUCUCAGACAGAAACUACAUCUCCCGGUUUACACAUGGCAUUUUUCCAUUUGCUGAUGGAUUUCAACUGUUAAAUUUCAAACUCCUGAGCUUUAACUGGAUGUUUGUGUGAAUGAACAAUGCUUUAUUGUGAUUCCAGCGGUGAUUGUGAAAGUUGUGUGUUCCCGUGUGUGUUCAGUGUCAUCUUGGGCAUGUUGGUAGGGUUCCAUCUAACCCCGCAUUCCGUACACAACUCCACAGCUCGUUAGCUCUGGGGAGGUGCUGACAACGUCAUCACGCUCACUGCCUACGGGGGAAUCAGUAGAGCCUGCCUCUGGGGGUACCAGUUCUCCAUGGCCAAAAAGCUGGCCUGUGAAUUCUGGCUUGUCCCCCUGAGCAGCGGUGAGCAGGCCUCCGCAGGGAUGUCAUACUCAUCCUUCCCCGACCGAGGACCUGGCGUGGUUGCGUCCGGGCAGCUCGCAAGGCUUCUGUGUCGUCUGCCUCGCUCUCUUCACCAGUACUGUGCGUCUUUGUGUCCUGCCCUUGGGAACAGUUUCAAAUGUUUUCUUAAAAAUCAUUAUUCACAAAUGAGUCUCCCUGGUAUUUAUAUGUUCUCAUAACUGGGGUAUGUGAGGCUCAUGUGGUUUCCUACAGAUACAAAUAGCAGUGGAAACAGGGCAUAAAUGUUCCGAGGCGGAGCCCUCAGGAACGGCUGUGUCGCUCCCAGACGGAACCUUGCUCUCCGCUGCCACCCCUAGUGUUCUCUCUGCCUUGGCCCCCCACGCCCCCCAAAGGAUUGGAGCCUGAGGCUCUGGUGAGAAAAUGAUAGGGUAGGAAUGGUAAAUAACGGUGCAAGAAAGUCAAGUUGAUGCUGUUGUCUGCAUUUUGUUUGACAGUUUGAUUUGACAGUUUGAGAGACACUUCAGAGUUUCACUCUGUACCCCGUUGAGACUCUGGGGACCCCGGAGCAGAAUUCUGGUAUUCAACAUGCUAUGCUUCAUCAGAGCCGCCUCUAAUUGUCACCCCUCUUAAAUCUGCAUGCUUCUCUUGGACUUUGACACCAGCAUCCAGCUCUCAGCUCCUCAUGGGUGCAGGUCUCCUGUACCUACUGACACCCGUUUCAGCCAAACGCAGCCUUGGAAACUUUACUUAAAACUUCUCGCCUUGCCACGUUGCCUUCCUUCCCAGACCAAAAGCUGGCGAGUGCACGGGAGGAGAACUCCAGUCGUUCUCCUGCUAAAGGCUGUUUUUCACUUAGGUGAAAAAGCAUCUUUCUGUGAAUGAGAGCAUAAGAUGGGGACCUUUGUGAAGGCUUUUGUUCUCUUUCUGCAAAUACAUUUCCAAAGAUGCAUUUUUAGCAGUAAGACAGUGUAGGGUCAGCUAGGCUUUGGGAUAGGAGAACACGAUUGGAUAGGAUUUUGGUUUAAGACGGGCCUGUGGUUUCAGAAUGCACUUGCAUUUGCUCUGGCUUAUCCUUAGAUGCUUAAGAAAGGACCGUGCACCUGCAGAGGGGGCUCACCACCUCGCCCAGAAGAGGCCAUCUCGUGGUGGGAAAGGGAAUGAUAAGAAACCCCUUCUCGCUGCAUUUUGCAGCCUUGUAGCUGACCGGAGAAAGGAUGGAUUCAAAAAGAGUGCUUCCCCACUCGGGGAUUAUGCUUCUUUCAGGGGGGAAGUUGGGAAGGAUUUGGGCUUAAGAUAGACAAAACUGUUUCGACUGUGUUGCUUCUGUUGAAAGUAAGUCUAGUUUCUGUCCCCGCUUCUCUCCUCGCCCCUCUUGCCUCUCACGCCGCCUGCAUUGCUUUCCUCUGACUAGGUCCCAGGCGAUGGUAUGUACUAACUGCACAGCAGUGCUUCCUUCCGCUGCACACAGCGUCUUCUUGACGGGAAGGGAAGAGGAGAAAUAACUGCGGGACUGUUGCUUUCUUCUACCCAGGGGAAGUUUUAUGGUAGAAAAAAGUGAAUGCCACCUCUCCCCGCUUUCAGUGUUUUCACUGAGGGGUGGCCUGGCCUCUGCUCAUACUGGGAGCUUGGUAGCUUGUUAAAGAGCGAUGCUGAGUUUCUGAUUUGGCUUGUCCACAGUUACCUCUUCUCCAGGUAACGGAAAUUGUCCUUGGCAAUCCCUGAGCGUUCAGCCCGAGCUGGGAAGGGCCUGUGGAGAGCACCUGUCUUCCAGUUGACACCAAGUGCCCCAAAGGCAGCCGCCCAAGUCUGUCCUAGGAAGCCCCAUUGUUCAUAUUUUCUCCAGACGUUUUUUUCCUUCCAGUAAGAGUACUGGAAGAAUCAGUGGUGCAUUUCCCCCUCAAGGUGGUUAGACCACAAAAGGACUUCUGGUCCACGUGCCUUGUAGCUAAAGGUGCCUGAGAACCGAAAGCUCCGCAUGUUUGGAAAACCCAGUGAGAGGGCUGCUGGCCGGGCCUGCCUGGCCAAGCAGAAGUCCGCAAGCCCACUCAGAGGAGGAGGAAGGCAGGUCAGGGCCAACCUCCCAGGCUAGGGUCAGGAGGUAAGACGACUUCUGCGCCCCUGGAGCAGGGGAGCAGGUUAAAGCCCUUGGGGAUGUGACAGGAUAAGACACCCACACAAAGAAGAGAAGAGCAGGGAGGAGAUGGUGGAGGAUGGAAAGAUGGGUAAUGCAGCACCAUCGAUUCCCAGGGCUUCCAUAGGUUACGGGGCACCGGUGUGAUGCAGGGGUGGGAGGUACUUACUAUAGAUGACCUGUGAGUAUUCUUCGAAUCCCCGACGGGGAACCUUUAGAAGAGUUAGCUGUCAGGGACCUCGCAUUCUUACGGGGUUUGCUUCUUGUCCAGGACUCUUCUGGGCUCAGGGGCGUGGGGAGAAGCGCCCCGAACCCAGGCAGCUGGGAGCCGGAGCCGGGGAGGAUCUGCCCAGGCCGCGUCCAGGGCAGUAGGAGCAGAGGCCGCGGCGCCGGGGACGGGCUGGCCCUUGGGCUGCCAUCGGGGGCAGCCGGGCGUUACUUCUCCUCUACUGUUCCCGCCGUGCAUGCUCUGCGCGCCCUGCUCGCGGUGCCGGGACCGAGGCGGCGGGCUAACUGUCUCCUGAUCUCUUCUCAGAACACGGCUCUAGAUAAGGAGGGCCAGAUCUUCGGCAGCAAGCUCGGCGCGGACGGCAGCCGGCCCGGCCUGGAGCCCGCUGUCCCGGAGCCCCCUGCCCCGGAGCCCUCUGCGUCCCCCGAGUCGCCCCCGCGCUCUCCUGCC
This is a messenger RNA of Globicephala melas (long-finned pilot whale), 8006 nucleotides long. It is a transcript of the gene DCLK2, whose product is annotated as doublecortin like kinase 2. The record is from RefSeq and is a predicted model, not a curated record. Gene Ontology annotation, molecular function: ATP binding; protein kinase activity. Gene Ontology annotation, cellular component: microtubule; microtubule organizing center. Lineage: Eukaryota; Metazoa; Chordata; Mammalia; Artiodactyla; Delphinidae. Gene Ontology annotation, biological process: protein phosphorylation; intracellular signal transduction; microtubule cytoskeleton organization.